AGAGAACAUCACUGGCAGAGACAAAGGAAGGCACCCAGAAACAUCUGUCUGCUUCUAGAUUCCCUGUGAGAGCCCCUAGAGUUACAAGAUGAGCUGGUUGCACCAGGACUCGGAGGUGUAUAAGAUGCUGCAGGGGAACCUGGAGAACAAGACGUCCCCACGACAGUCCAACAGCUUCAAAUUGCUGCAGGAGGCCCUGGAGAGUAACCCUGAUGGAGUUAUUUCAAUGCAAAAUUCAAAGUUUUCACCCACUGUCCAGAAACAAACCUCCCUCUCCAACAGCCAGUCACCUGUUGUCCAAAAUCGUCCAACUAACAGCCCCUCGGCCACGCUACGGGUGUGUGAGAAAUGCAACCUGACCAUCAGUGAGGUGGCGGUGAAGAUCUCAGAGGGGCACUACCGUCACCCUGGGUGCUAUGUCUGUACAGACUGCGGCAUGAACUUACGUAUGAGGGGGCAUUUCUGGGCAGGGGAGCAGCUGGUAUGUGAAAAGCAUGCUCGUGCCUGGAACCAUAAACAAAUGGGAUCCCUGCGCUCAUAAAUUGCACUUGGACAUUCUUAAAGGGGAAUUAAAGACCAGCACAGUAUCCAUUAUCACAUAUGCAUUGCCUAGGUCUGUCAAUUGCUAAACUUGCUUCUUUGCUCCCAGGUUGAUGUUUUGCCUCCACCCCUUGUUGUGUGUUGAUUCAUGCAUGUGGGGCAUGUACCAUGAGCACGCUUGCUGGCAGCGUCCAUUGGAACACAUAUACUAGAGAAGAAUUGGUUCAUCUCAUGGUGAAAUGAAUGCAGAAGCUCUCGAGACCUAUUCUGUUCUGGCCUUUAGUUCUCCUUUAAAUUGUGGCUGGUUUUAUGGGUGAAUAAACACAGAAAAAGCGCUAAGGACAUUUUACAUUGUGUAACAAUUGCUAGAUAUAUUCCGUAUAUACAUGAUUCUGAAUGUUAUCAGUUCAUUCCCCACCUCCCAGAUGGUGGCGUGGACUUACUGCCAUAUGGUCCGUCUUCCCUAGCGCCUUCCCUGCCUUAUAAUGUUCUUGCACUUCAUUUUUCCUGGCUAUAGCAAAUCUAUGGGAAAAAGAGAUGUUACAGAUUCCUUACACCAUUCCAUAUGGGGCCAAAUAUGUGUUUCCUUAACCCUUCAGCCUCUUGGUGCAAGCUUAGUGCAAGAACAGAAGAAUAGGCCCCAGAGUGUCAUGAGGCCACUGCUUCCCCCUCCUGCUUUAAUGUAUGAAUAAUACUUACCCUUUUCCUGUCCUUUCUUCUGUGCCAACAGUGUAAAAGGCAACGCUCUCCAUGUAAGUCAUGUGAAAUACUCAGCAGUUUGUUGGCAUGCACUCUCUUUUUCUGUAGGCUGGGGAAUAGAAAGUGCUGCAUUUUUCCCUAUAAGCUAUAAAAGGCAAGAAAUCCAGCAUAUCCCUUCUGGUUCCAGAAAUCCAUGGUUACAUGAGGUGCCAUAAAAAAAACUGCUGCAAAAGUUUAAAGGGAAGUUCACCUUUAUAUUAACUUUUAGUAUGUUGAAGAUGGACCUGUAACAUUUUAUUUGGAAUGACUUGCUACCUGGUUGCUAAGGUAAUUAAACCCUAGCAACUAGAUAGAAUCUGAACUUACAAGCCUGAGAUCCAACAAAUAAAAGAUGUAUAUAUUUCAUAAAAUUUUUUUUUAAGGUGAACUUACCCCUUUAAUGCCCAAGAUGACCGGUGGCUAGAAGGGAUUGGGUAUGGGUACCAGUCUCAUGCUGGAACAGGGAUGAGAGGAUGGAUUAGGAAGCAGAAUAGGCAUGCACCAUGUGUCUUUAGCCCUGCGAGUACUCCCAUGUUGCCGUGCAUUGUGGGAUACUUGUAUAUCCUUGAGAAAGGUCCUAGCAAGGACCGAAACGUUGGACAUUGAUUUAACAGAAAUAAAUGAGAAUAUUUUAUACAUGGGAGUGCUGGUUCUCUUGAAUAUCACGGUAUAUAUAUAUAUAUAUAUAUAUAUAUAUUUAUAUAUGUCAGUUUCCCUAGCUCCUGUCAUGAUAAUUUCUGAUAGCUAUUUGUUGUUUCACAGUGUAGUAACAGGAGCACUUUAAAGGAAGAGUAUACCCUAUUUGUACAUCUAAUACAUAGUGGCUGCUUUAUUGCUGCUUGUUUCUAGUGCAGGAUGGCAAGCAAUAAGGCAGCACAUGCACAUGUGUACAGAAUAACACGACUGUACUGCUGUGCACCCAGUAAGCAAUAUAAUUCUAUAUUCAGAUUUAAUGGCAAUAUAAUGAGGGAAAUUCUGCUCAUAAUCAGGGUAUAUUUCCCCUUUAGCCCUCUCAGAGCCCAGUACUGUAAAUAAAUGCUAUGUUGUUAGCAAUAAAUACCCAUGUUGCUGCCGAGGUCAAUAAGGGAUUAAUGUAGAGAUGAUAUUUAUUCCUGUGUGUGCUUGUUCCAAUAACGCUUUUCUUUUCAAUGUAUUACUCAUACCAACCCCUAACCUCCUGUUACCAUAUCUGUUUGUAAUAAACUGUUAAAUGUUA
Molecule: messenger RNA, 2494 nt
Organism: Xenopus laevis (African clawed frog)
Lineage: Eukaryota; Metazoa; Chordata; Amphibia; Anura; Pipidae
Gene: pdlim2.S
Product: PDZ and LIM domain 2 (mystique) S homeolog
Biological process (GO): heart development; actin cytoskeleton organization; muscle structure development
Cellular component (GO): stress fiber; adherens junction; cytoskeleton
Molecular function (GO): muscle alpha-actinin binding; actin binding
Source: RefSeq, marked provisional